Messenger RNA from Rubroshorea leprosula, 631 nucleotides. The record is from the annotation of a GenBank genome assembly. Lineage: Eukaryota; Viridiplantae; Streptophyta; Magnoliopsida; Malvales; Dipterocarpaceae.
CCUUCAUUCUCCCCUCAAAAUUUUCCAUCGUUUACCCCGGAGAAAUUACCCGAGCGUUCCAGCACCCAUGCCUUCCCCAGUCGGCUCCCCCACAAGCUCCCAGUCGGUGACUCAGACCGUCAACGGCUCUCACAGUUUCACUAUCAAGGGCUACUCGUUGGCCAAGGCCAUGGGCAUCGGGAAGCACAUAGCCAGUGAGAGCUUCACCGUCGGCGGCUACCAGUGGGCUAUCUACGUCUAUCCCGAUGGUAAAAACCCGGAAGACAACUCUACCUAUGUGUCCGUUUUCGUUGCCCUACCUACUGAGGGCACCGACGUCAGGGCUCUCUUCGAGCUCACACUUUUGGACCAGAGCGGAAGGGGCAAGCAUAAAGUGCAUAGCCAUUUCGAUCGCGCUAUCGAGAGCGGCCCUUAUACGCUCAAGUAUCGGGGAUUCAUGCCCUAGAUAGAUCUUAGAACCAAGGAAGCCAGUGGAGAUCAUCAUGAGAGUACUCUCGAUACUCUUAUGGCAAUUGCAGCAUUGGCUUCUUGUGGUGCUAUCUGUUCACUAGUUCCUUCAAAUAUUUGUGGUCUGCUAGAACCUAUGCCUUGCAAAUAUUUGUGGUGGCAUCCCCUGGAUAGGUUCAUGUUU